Molecule: messenger RNA, 971 nt
Organism: Arvicanthis niloticus (Nile rat)
Lineage: Eukaryota; Metazoa; Chordata; Mammalia; Rodentia; Muridae
Source: RefSeq, a predicted model, not a curated record
AACUUGCCGGGCGGAGGGAGCCAUGUUGUCUGUCAGCUUUGUCUGCGGCGGGCGGCGCUUGGCGGCCCCGGCUCGCGCGGCGCUGGCGGGGGUCGUGCGGCCUCGGCGGCCCCAGGGCCCCGCGGCCCGGCGGGAAGCACGCGCGGCCGGCGAGGAGCGGAGCCAUCUUACCCGGCGGCACGACGCCUGCUCCGGACCGCCAGGGGCGAGCGGGCCCGCGCCUUCCUGCCCGAGCCCCGGCGAGGCUGUCCUCGCGCCGCUCUUCGGCUCCUUCCACCAACCAGCGCGGAAGGCGGGCGCUGGGCUCGCCCCUCGGCGCCUGGCUCCCGGGGACCGCCGUGCUCUCCGCGGGCGCCCGGGAUGCUGUGCGCCGCCUCCGGAGCGGCGCGGACGCCUCUCCCGGGGGACGGAGACCUCUCGGAGAGAAACGGUGAGGGGCUAGGAAGUUCCAUCCCACCCGAGAGCAAAAGCCCCUGCUUAACCAGUUCCAGGCACUUCAUCUCUGGCUUCUAGAAAGUCUGAAAGACUUUCUCCAGAACGUGUGAAGAAGAUGCAAUUAAAAUAACUCCACGUCCAAGCAGAUAGAGAAAAUACAAACGUUGGCUGGGAAGGCAAAGUCCUUUCUGAAGUACGUUUUACGGUUUUAAAAAAAAUGUGAAAUAGUGAGGUAAUGCAGAAUUUAGAAAGCUCAAAUGUGGCUUUUUAUCGCUUUUCUUAGAUUUCAUUAAAAUUAAUGCUUCGUUUUCAGCAUUUGAAACAAAAAGUUCAACUUCAUUGGUGUUAAAUUGGUGUUAACUAGGAGGACAUCUUGGGACUUGGAAGGAAGUAUUUCUACAAAAUGCCUUUAGGAGUAUUAUCCUAAUCAUGAUGAAGAGAAUUUCUCUUUUCAUUUAAAAGUUUAUAAUCUCGACAAUGUACUUUAUGAAGGAUGUUAAGUUUAAUUAUAAAAAUCGUUGCAAUAAACCUUUAAA